GGACGGGGACAGCCAUGUUUUUAAGUGGUGGUUUCGAGUGUGAUGGGAGUGCGCGAGCCGUGCCGCCUUCGAAUCACAUCGGCUCAGCGCUUGACUCGCGCUCUGAACAUCCCUGCCAAGAGUGCCGAUACGACAGUCUUCGGCGCCAUGCAUGCCUCAGUCCGCCGGACGAGCCUGGCAGCUGGUGUUGCACUGCGGCUGUUGCAGGACGGAUCCCCGUCGAUCACACUCCACGAGGUGAGGGACCUCCGGCUCGAAAAAGCCGCCUACGGGUGCUCCCUGGCCGCCUGGGACACCCGGCUGCGCCAAUUUCGCGCUGUCCGCGCAGCCCCUGCUGUCCUGCGAAGUGCCGGCGGACGGGUGCGCAGCUGGAGCACCCCAAUCCAAGUUCAUCUCAUUCAGGAUACAUGGCGCAGAAUUCAGGCAUGUGAGGAGUUUAUUGAAGCUUGCAGUAUUUGGUUGACAGUCUUUCCAUUCAUCCGCGUUCGUCGGUCGCACGUCACCCGCGUUGAGUUCGAUGGUAAUCAUACACAGUGCAAUUGUGCGUGUCAUCGCACAACUGGAAGGCUGCGUAUUCGACCCGGCGUCCCAUGGUGGCCAGGGUCGACGCAUGUUUCUGGUUUCAUGGCAGCUUCGGAGCAAGCACAGUAUGAUCAGGAAGGCUGUACAAGAUGACAUAGGCGGCUGUAACGCGUAGGCGCCUCUGAUCAAAAAAGGUUGACCUGUUACCACGGGAUAGGAGCCACGACUCAACAGUGUUACACAACGCGAGAAUCUUUCGUCGAAAAAGUUGGCAGCCAAUGGAUUGCACCUGUGAGUACAUGCUGAUUAGCAACCAUAUCUUCACUAUGUCGAAGAAGGUAAACGGACACAAAAGUUGAAUCAGAUAGGAGCGAAAGACAUUCGAAAGUUUGUUUCCGCAGUAGUCCUUAGACCAUCGGUUGAACUAUGCUUUGAAAUUUGAAUCAUCAUAGAAGGAGGCGCGGAGAGUGCAGAGAAAAGAAGGGCUCACCUUAACGACCAGGUCGCAUAAGGAAGCUUCCAAGUUCCUGCCAUCGUCAACGCAUACU
Messenger RNA from Mytilinidion resinicola, 1070 nucleotides. RefSeq lists its product as uncharacterized. The transcript has a single exon. NCBI's taxonomy places the organism in Eukaryota, Fungi, Ascomycota, Dothideomycetes, Mytilinidiales, Mytilinidiaceae. The record is from RefSeq and is a predicted model, not a curated record. Bases 43 to 675 code for a protein of 210 amino acids.